AUGUUACUUUCCAAUUGUCAAAAGUUUCUGACCAGUAACAGCUUAGGGUCUCAAUUCAGAAGACUAUCUGACUCGGCUAAGCUUUUCUCCCAUGAAAAUCCACUAAAUCCAGAAGCCAAAAAGCUUGGAAUUGGAAGCAAUUUGCCAUCAAGAAAGCGCAUACCCAAUGUCAACAAAGUCAUUGUGGUUGCUUCUGGUAAAGGCGGUGUAGGGAAAUCAACAGUUUCAGUAAACCUGGCAUUAGCACUUCAAAAAUUGGGUAAAAGAGUUGGCAUUCUUGAUGCUGAUAUAUUUGGGCCUUCUAUUCCUAAAUUAUUGAAUCUAGAGGGUGAACCAAGGCUAUCUGAUGAUGGAAGACUAUUACCGCUGACAAACUAUGGUUUGGAAACAAUGUCCAUGGGUUAUCUUAUCAAACCAGAGAAUGCUGUUGUAUGGAGAGGUCUAAUGGUAGUUAAGGCGCUACAGCAACUUUUGUUUGAAGUCAAAUGGAGUAACUUGGAUUACUUGGUGAUUGAUAUGCCCCCAGGUACUGGUGAUGCACAACUUACGAUAAGUCAACAGAUAAAAGUCACAGGUGCAGUCAUAGUAUCAACACCACAAGAUAUAGCGUUGAUAGAUGCGGUGAAAGUACAAAAUAUGAGUUACUAUGUUUGUCCAAACUGCAACCAUGAAUCACACAUUUUUGGGAAUGAUGGUACUAUAAAAGAGGCAAAGAAACAACAUCUUAAGGUGUUGGGGUCCAUACCACUAACAGAGGAGAUUUGUUUACAAUCUGAUAAGGGUAGACCUGUGGUCGCCACAAGUGAAAACGAUACAAUCAAAGAACCAUAUAUUGAGAUUGCCAAAAAUGUUUUAAAUGCUACUGAGUAG
Messenger RNA from Hansenula ciferrii, 870 nucleotides. RefSeq names its product Mrp/NBP35 family ATP-binding protein. Gene Ontology annotation, biological process: mitochondrial respiratory chain complex I assembly; iron-sulfur cluster assembly. The coding region runs from base 1 to 870 and encodes 289 amino acids. NCBI's taxonomy places the organism in Eukaryota, Fungi, Ascomycota, Saccharomycetes, Phaffomycetales, Wickerhamomycetaceae. The transcript is spliced from 4 exons. The record is from RefSeq and is a predicted model, not a curated record. Gene Ontology annotation, molecular function: ATP-dependent FeS chaperone activity; ATP binding; 4 iron, 4 sulfur cluster binding. Gene Ontology annotation, cellular component: mitochondrion.